AUGCCUAUCCCUCUGCUGGCGGAGGGCUUCGGGCAAGGAUGGUCCAGCAUCCCGCAUCUCGGGACCGCUUUACAGGCCGCAGCAAUUAUCGGGGUGGUGACGCUGUUGAAGUUGUACUUUGGAGGAGCAAAAUGUCGGUCGGAAAGGGUCAUGCAUGGGAAAGUUGUCAUGGUCACUGGGGGCACAUCAGGCGUCGGUGCUGCAGUCGUGCAAGAACUGGCCUCUCGAGGAGCCCAGAUCAUCCUCCUCACACACCACGCUCCCUCCGACCCGUUCCUGGUUGACUACAUCGAGGAUCUGCGGACCGUGACGAACAAUGAGUUGAUAUACGCUGAACAAGUCGACCUCUCUUCCCUGCACUCGAUACGAGUCUUUGCGACAAAGUGGGUGGACAAUGCACCGCCGAGGCGGCUGGACAUGAUCAUCCUCUGUGCGAGUGUCGAGACACCAUAUUUUGGCACGGGGCAGAAGACCAUGGACGGGCUCGAGGCUGAGUGGAUGAUCAACUAUCUCAGCACUUUCCACCUGUUGAGUAUCCUCUCGCCAGCUAUAAGGGCACAGCCCCCGGAUCGCGAUGUCAGGAUACUGUUCAGCACUUGUAGCAGCUACAUUGGUGGGAAGUUGAACUUGAAAGGGACAGAAUCCGCCACAAAUUCAGGGGCUACUUCCUACGCACGGAGCAAACUUGCGACAAUGACGUUUGCUUAUGCAUUCCAGAAGCACCUCGAUUCUUACAAGAGGCCCGACAAUGCGAAUAACAACGCUAGGGCCUUCAUCGUUGACCCUGGAUUCUGCCGGACCCCGGGUAUGAGAAGAUGGCUUUCCGGGGGGCUCAUAUGGGGUCUCUUGCUAUACCUCGUGACUUACCCAUUGUGGUGGCUGGUUCUCAAGUCGCCUCAUCAGGGCGCGCAGAGCUAUCUCCUCGCUGCGAUGGAAGCCGAAUAUGGACGAGGGGUGGGUGGCAAGAUGAUCAAAGAAUGCCGCGAACUCGAACCUUUCAGGCCAGAUGUCAAAAAGGAAGAUGUUGCCAAGAAGCUCUGGGAGUUCAGCGAGAAACAGAUUGAGCAGCUGGAGAAAGAAGGUGCCGUUAAACGAGCUCUAGCAAAGAAGGAAGCAGAGCAGCAGCAGAAGAAGGACAGUAAAGCUUCUGCUGAUGCUGGCACAAAAGCUCCUGGCCCAGCUGGAAACAAGGAGGCCACUCCUGGAUCAAGGAGAAGCCGCAAGGCGAAAUAA
Messenger RNA from Exophiala spinifera, 1233 nucleotides. RefSeq lists its product as uncharacterized. Lineage: Eukaryota; Fungi; Ascomycota; Eurotiomycetes; Chaetothyriales; Herpotrichiellaceae. The transcript is spliced from 2 exons. The record is from RefSeq and is a predicted model, not a curated record. The coding region runs from base 1 to 1233 and encodes 410 amino acids.